Momordica charantia (bitter melon) is the source of this 599-nucleotide messenger RNA. The record is from RefSeq and is a predicted model, not a curated record. NCBI's taxonomy places the organism in Eukaryota, Viridiplantae, Streptophyta, Magnoliopsida, Cucurbitales, Cucurbitaceae.
GUAUCAAGGAAGCUGUUCAGACUGACAAGGCUCCAGCAGCAUUAGGGCCAUAUUCUCAGGCUAUCAAAGCCAACAACCUUCUCUUUGUGUCUGGUGUCCUAGGUCUAAAUCCUGAGACAGGGAAAUUUGUCUCAGAUGAUGUUGAAGGCCAAACUGAGCAGGUCCUCAAAAAUAUGGGUGAAAUAUUGAAAGCUGGAGGUGCUAGCUAUGCUUCAGUGGUUAAGACGACCAUUAUGUUGGCUGAUCUGAAGGAUUUCAAGAAAGUAAACGAGAUUUAUGCUAAAUACUUUCUGUCCCCUGCUCCAGCUCGGUCAACAUUUCAGGUUGCAGCAUUGCCUUUGGAUGCUAAGGUUGAAAUCGAGUGCAUCGCUACACUUUGAACUCUAACCUAAUUUCAGGUACCCAGUUUUCAAGACAUCAUAAACUAAUAAGUUGGAGAUAGCAAUCACACAAAUUCCCACAUUAAAUUUUGCUUCUGUAUUCUCUGAGACUUUCUUGUUAUAGCAUUUUGUGACCACUUGACAGUCAUCUGCAUGCUUUUUACCUGUGGAAUAGAAGUUAGAUGAACAAACCAACUGUCCAGGUUCUUUGUUCUUUAA